Solanum stenotomum is the source of this 1178-nucleotide messenger RNA. Its product is annotated as glycine-rich cell wall structural protein 1.8-like. The record is from RefSeq and is a predicted model, not a curated record. Lineage: Eukaryota; Viridiplantae; Streptophyta; Magnoliopsida; Solanales; Solanaceae. The transcript has 3 exons. The coding region runs from base 27 to 1013 and encodes 328 amino acids.
UUCAUAUUCAACUAAUAUCCAUUACAAUGGCGAAGAGUAGUACUAGAGUUUUUAAUAUAGUUUUCUUUGUUUUAUUGAGUAUAGGAAUAUGUUCAGCUGCAAGAACACUCAUCGGUCUUGAUGUUGGUGUUGGGGCGAAAGUUGGUGCUUAUGCUGGUGGUGGUGGAGGAGGUUCUGGUGGAGGUAGUGGAAGUGGAGUUGUAGCUGGGGACCAUGGUGGUUAUGCUGGUGGAAGUGGUAGUGGUGAAGGUGGUGGAAGUGGAUAUGGUGCUGGAGGAGCACCAGGAGGUGGAUACGGAGGUGGAGGUGGUGGAGGUAGUGGUGGUGGUGGCGGUGGUGGUAGUGCUGGUGGAGCACAUGGUGGUGGAUCUGGUGCAGGUGAAGGAGGAGGAAGUGGUGGUGGAUAUGGUGCUGGUGGGGCAUCAGGCGGUGGAUACGGUGGUGGAGGCGGACAAGGAGGUGGUGGUGGAGGUGGAGGAGGAACAGGAAGUGGUGGUGGAUAUGGUGGAGGCGCAGAACAUGGAGGUGCAUAUGGUGGUGGUGGAGGAGGAGGAACAGGAAGUGGUGGUGGAUACGGUGGAGGUGUAGAACAUGGAGGUGCAUAUGGUGGUGGAGGAGGAGGAGGAACAGGAAGUGGUGGUGGAUAUGGUGGAGGUGUAGAACAUGGAGGUGCAUAUGGUGGUGGAGGAGGAGGUGGAAGUGGUAGUGGUGGUGGAUAUGGUGCGGGAGGGGUUCCAGGGGGCGGUUAUGGAGGUGGAGAAGGAGGAGGAAGUGGUGGUGGCUAUGGAGGAGAAGGAAGUUUACCUGGUAGUGGAUAUGGAGGGGGAGGUGGUCAUGGAGGAGGUUAUGGUUCAGGAGGAGCUGGUGGUGGUGGAUAUGGAAGCGGUGGAGGUGCAGGUGGUGGCGCAGGAGGAGCUUACGGAGGUGGACAUGCUGGUGGUGAAUCAGGAGGUGGAUAUGGAGGAGGUGGUGGAAGUGGUGGAGGAGGUGGCCAUGGUGGCUACAUUCCUUGAACUUUCAUAACUCGUAUGGUCUUAAUGCAUGCAUGCAUGCAAUCCCCUUAGUACUACACUACUACUGAAGUAGUGUUAAUUACUAUAUGUACUUCAAUUGUUAUUAUCCUUAAUAUGUAAUAAUGAUAUUAAAAGUAUAUAAGAAUCAAUAUUUGAUUUUCAUCA